Molecule: messenger RNA, 1084 nt
Organism: Sphaerodactylus townsendi
Lineage: Eukaryota; Metazoa; Chordata; Lepidosauria; Squamata; Sphaerodactylidae
Product: H-2 class II histocompatibility antigen, E-S beta chain-like
Exons: 6
Coding region: 23-832 (269 amino acids)
Biological process (GO): peptide antigen assembly with MHC class II protein complex; antigen processing and presentation of exogenous peptide antigen via MHC class II; immunoglobulin production involved in immunoglobulin-mediated immune response
Cellular component (GO): membrane; MHC class II protein complex
Molecular function (GO): MHC class II protein complex binding
Source: RefSeq, a predicted model, not a curated record
GUGGGGUUUCCGUGGGGCAGCCAUGGGGUCUGGAGAGAUCCUACCAGUGACUUUCUUACUGAUGGUGCUUGUGGCUCCCUCCAUGGUUCACGGAAUGGAAGGAAGAACCAAGCCCCCAGCCCCCCACUUCCUGCUCCAGUGGAAGUACGAGUGCUACUUCGCCAACGGGACGGCCGGGCAGGUGCGCUACCUGGAAAGGUACAUCUACGACCGGCAGGAGCUGGUGCGCUUCGACAGCCGCCGCGGGACCUUCGAGGCCGUCACGGGGCUGGGGGAGCCCGUCGCUCGACUCUGGAACAGCCAGAAGUUGCGCCUGGAGGACAAGCGGGCCUCCGUGGACUGGUUCUGCCGCGACAACUACGCGCUCGACCAGCAAGACGGCGUCGCCGCCUGGAAGUUUCAGCCCACAGUGACAAUUUCCCACACCAAGGGUGACCCCCGGGCCCACCACAGACUCCUCAUCUGCACCGCGGCCGGUUAUUAUCCCUCGGAGGUGACCAUCCGGUGGCUGAAGAACGGGCAGGAGCAGACGGAAGGGGUGGGAUACGCGGAUGAGCUCCAGAACGGGGACUGGACCUUCCACAACCAGGGGAUGCUGGAGAUGGUGCCCAAGCGGGGAGACGUCUAUGCCUGCCAGGUGGAGCACAGCAGCCUGAAGGAGCCCAUCACCGUCCUGUGGGAGCCAAAGAUGUCAAACUCUUCCAAGAACAAAAUGUGGACCGGAGCCUUGGGGGCCGUGCUGGGGGUGGUCUUUGGGGCAGUGCCAGUCUCCCUCUACCUGAGGAAUAGGAGAGUAUCUCUCAACACACCUGCAGCAGGGCUCAUCGGUUAGGCCUGACGGCCACAGUUCUGACAUCAGAGAAAUCAUUUUCUUCAGCAAACAAGAUUUUCAUACAGAUCUACUGAUCUCCCUCCCCUGAACACAAACACACACACAGGAACCGUCAGGCCGUACUUUGACUGAAUGAUGCUGAAAUCGCUGGGACUGCUAGAAAGCUCCCGAUUUGGCGAGAACUGCUAACAAUUGCUGCUUCGAAAAGGCUACAAAAAUUGUAUUUAUUACUCUUUGUUGAUGACUUUUACU